This is a messenger RNA of Paramecium octaurelia, 436 nucleotides long. Lineage: Eukaryota; Ciliophora; Oligohymenophorea; Peniculida; Parameciidae. The record is from the annotation of a GenBank genome assembly.
GAAAGCUAGAUGAUAGUUAAUAAUGUGCCUAUAUGAAAGAUUAGAUAGAAGUAACUUACAUUUCUAUAGGUAAAAUUAAAAUAAAUAAUUAAAGUUAUUAGGAAGUGAUUCAAAAUUGGAUAGAGUUGAUCAAUUCAAGUCAAAUCAAAUAAUUAUUUAUGAAGGAGGUUUAACCAAAGUUCCAUAAGUUAAUUUACCAAUAGUUAUUUUAGUAUACUGAGCUUAAGUUAUUCGAGAGGAGAUAUUAAUAAAUCUAACUUUCCAUAGGGUAGAUUUUAAAGGAAAUUACAAGCUUUCUUAAAGCUAGAUUUAUAUAAUUUAGUCAAGAGUUGGGGCACAUUUUAACAUUUUUUAGUUGGAAUCGAGGGACUAUUAAGGGAGGUAGCGAGAAAGUUUGAAAUAACUAGAAUUUUUAGAUGUUAGCAAGUUUAUGUAG